AUGCUGCUGCUGUUGCUCCCUGUGCUGUGUCUGAUCCCAGUGCUACUGUUGCUGCUCUGUGUGCCUGAUCCCAGUGCUGUUCCUGACCCCAGUGCUGCUGCUGCUCCCUGUGCUGUGCCUGAUCGCUGUGCUGCUGCUCCCUGUGCUGUGCCUGAUCCCAGUGCUUCUACUGCUCCCUGUGCUGUGCCUGAUCCCAGUGCUGCUGCUGCUCCCUGUGCUAUGCCUGAUCCCAGUGCUGCUGCUGCUCCCUGUGCUGUGUCUGAUCCCAGUGCUGCUGCUGCUCCCUGUGCUGUGCCUGAUCCCAGUGCUGCUGCUGCUCCCUGUGCUGUGCCUGAUCCCAGUGCUGCUGCUGCUCCCUGUGCUGUGCCUGAUCCCAGUGCUGCUGCUGCUCACAAGUGUGCCUGA
Messenger RNA from Protopterus annectens (West African lungfish), 405 nucleotides. RefSeq names its product ice-structuring protein-like. The coding region runs from base 1 to 405 and encodes 134 amino acids. The transcript has a single exon. The record is from RefSeq and is a predicted model, not a curated record. Lineage: Eukaryota; Metazoa; Chordata; Ceratodontiformes; Protopteridae.